AUGGCCACCAACGCCCGCAAAAUCGCUGUGAUUCCUGGUGAUGGCAUCGGCAAGGAGGUCAUGCCCUGGGGCGUGCGAUGCCUUGAAGCCGCUGCCAAGGUAUACAAUCUAGACCUCGACUUCACCAAUUUUGAAUUCGCCUCCUGCGACUACUAUCAGAAGCACGGCGAUAUGCUGCCCGCGGACUGGAACGCCACUCUCUCCAAGUUCGACGCCCUCUACUUUGGCGCCGUGGGUAUGCCAAACCUCGUUCCUGACCACGUCUCCCUAUGGCUCUCGCUGCUCAAGUUCCGCCGGGAAUUUGACCAGUACAUAAAUCUGCGCCCCGCCCGGCUCAUGCCGGGCGUCAAAUGCCCUCUGGCCGGCAAAAAGCCGGGCGACAUCGACUUCUGGAUCGUCCGUGAGAAUACCGAGGGCGAAUACAGCUCUAUCGGUGGUCGCAUCUUCGAAGGCACCCCGCGUGAAACUGUGAUACAGGAUACCAUCAUGACGCGCACGGGUGUCGACCGAGUACUCAAGUACGCCUUUGACCUGGCGCAGAAGCGGCCAAAGAAGCAUCUGACCUCGGCCACCAAGUCCAACGGCAUCUCCAUCACCAUGCCCUUCUGGGACGAGCGAGUUGCCGAAAUGCAAAAGAACUACGGCGACGUUCGUGUCGACAAGUAUCACAUCGAUAUCCUGUCGGCCUGGUUUGUGCUGCGACCGGAGCUCUUCGACGUCAUUGUCGGUAGCAACCUCUUCGGAGACAUCCUCUCAGACCUCGGCCCCGCGUGCACCGGCACCAUUGGUAUUGCCCCUUCCGGCAACAUCAAUCCCGAGGGCAAAUUCCCCAGUUUGUUUGAGCCCGUGCACGGCUCUGCGCCUGACAUAUACGGCAAGGGCAUUGCGAAUCCUGUUGGCAUGAUUUGGGCCGGCCAGAUGAUGCUGGAGCACUUUGGUUUCGAUGAGGCGGCCAAGGGGAUGCUGAGCGCGAUCGAGCGCGUGCUGGAGACACAUGACGAUGCGGUCAUCACGGCAGAUAUGGGCGGAAACGGCACAACGGAGGCUUUUGGCAAGGCGAUCGAGGAGGAAAUUCUGAAAGGCAAGGCAUAG
Cyphellophora europaea CBS 101466 is the source of this 1092-nucleotide messenger RNA. Its product is annotated as tartrate dehydrogenase. The record is from RefSeq and is a predicted model, not a curated record. Lineage: Eukaryota; Fungi; Ascomycota; Eurotiomycetes; Chaetothyriales; Cyphellophoraceae. Gene Ontology annotation, molecular function: NAD binding; magnesium ion binding; oxidoreductase activity, acting on the CH-OH group of donors, NAD or NADP as acceptor. The transcript has a single exon. Bases 1 to 1092 code for a protein of 363 amino acids.